AUGGGUCGAGAAACAUAUUUAAAGAAGAUAUAUGGCGAAGAAGCAUACAAGAAUUUGAAAUCCAAAACCAUUCUUAUGGUGGGAGCUGGAGGUAUAGGAUGUGAACUCAUUAAAGAUUUGAUGUUAAGUGGAUAUUCCAGCAUUCAUAUAGUGGAUUUAGAUACUAUCACUCUUUCCAACUUGAAUAGACAAUUUCUUUUCCGACAAAAGGAUAUUGAUCAGAGUAAGAGCAAGACCAUCUGUGAAGCUGUACAAAGUUUCAACUAUUUUGAUUGCAAAUUGACAAGUCAACAUGGUAACAUUAUGGAUACAAAACAGUUUCCAAUAUCAUGGUGGCGUCAAUUCGAUAUGAUAUACAAUGCAUUAGAUAACUUAGAAGCUAGAAGAUUUGUUAAUCAAAUGUGUCUUUUUUUAGGGAAACCUUUAAUUGAAUCGGGUACCACGGGUUAUCAAGGUCAAGUUCAACCUAUUUUUCCUUAUUUAUCGGAAUGCUUUGAAUGUCAAGCUAAAGUGACUCCCAAAACCUUCCCCGUGUGUACAAUUCGUUCUACUCCUUCUCAACCCGUUCAUUGUAUUACUUGGGCCAAAGACUUUUUAUUUGUGCAAUUGUUUGAUGACUCAACAGCAGCAACAGGCUCAGAGUUGUCCCAUGUUACUAAUCAAGACAGUCAAGAUAAUGAUGAAUUGGAAACCUUAAAGAAGGAACUCAGCGAACUUCAGGGAUUAAGAAACCUAUUCGAAUCAGGUAAUAAAGAGCUUGCUUCAAUAUUAGUUGAAGAUAUUUUUGUGAAAGAUAUAGCAAGAUUACUUCGUAUUGAUGCAUUAUGGAAGCUGAGAGCAAAGCCUAUUCCAUUGGAAUACAAUAAAGAAGAUCUUGAAAAGCUAUUGAUGGACAAUAAAAGUUUAGAAAUUUUAUCGAAUGAUACCCAAAUGUGGUCUGUGGUAGAAAACGUCUACGUGUUGUAUAAAUCUUUGCAAGCAUUACAAGAUCGUUAUAAGGUUGACCCUAAAAUCCCAAUAUCUUUUGAUAAAGAUGACGAGGACACACUCAACUUUGUUGUCUCUUCAGCCAAUUUAAGAAGCCAUGUUUUUGGUAUUGAGAUCAAAUCUAAGUUUGAUAUCAAACAAAUCGCUGGGAAUAUCAUACCUGCAAUUGCUACUACCAAUUCCAUCAUAUCUGGGUUUUCAAGUUUGGCAGGUAUUAGGGCACAAAUCGGUGAUAAGAUUGAUAUCUCCAAACACUUGACAACUUACAUCAGUAUUAAGCCCAAUAAGUAUAUCACCUCAGCUUCACUUGUGCCCCCAAAUCAUAAAUGUGCAAGUUGCAGUUUGGUUCGGAAGGGAAUUGCCAGAUGCUCAAUAGGUACUACAAAAUUGUCACAAUUGCUUCAAUUGGUAUGUAAAAGAUAUGGGUAUGUUGAAGAUGCAACCUCUAUAAUAAUUGGAAAAUCUAAAUUGGUUUAUGAUAUGGAUUUUGAUGAUAAUCUUGAAACUAGUCUUGAAGAUCUUGGGGUUUUCAAUGGCCAAGUGAUUUUAAUUCAAGAUGAUGAUGAUAACUUGGAAAACCUUGAAUUGUUAAUUGAAGACAAGAAGGGAGAAGCCAUUUUACCAAAUAUUCAAUUGAGAAAGAAAACUACAAUUAUUACAGCUGAACCAGGAGGUCUGAAUGAUAUUAAUGAUGACCAUUUAAAGACAGUAGAGAGUGAAAACGGUGACACGAUGAUAGUUAUAGAUGAAGAUGACGAGAGUGAAAUUGAAGAAAUGACUAUCGAUACUGAUGGAGUUCAUGCAAUCUCUUCUAAAAAUGGAGAUGGGAAAGUGGAUGAAAGCUUUCUGGAUGAUGUUAUUGAAAUAGAAGAUCUCGAUGAUUAUGGUCCUGCUACUAAGAAGCAACGCUUACACUAG
Molecule: messenger RNA, 1905 nt
Organism: Lizanozyma spartinae
Lineage: Eukaryota; Fungi; Ascomycota; Pichiomycetes; Serinales; Debaryomycetaceae
Gene: UBA2
Product: E1 ubiquitin-activating protein
Exons: 1
Coding region: 1-1905 (634 amino acids)
Biological process (GO): protein sumoylation
Cellular component (GO): cytoplasm; SUMO activating enzyme complex
Molecular function (GO): SUMO activating enzyme activity
Source: RefSeq, a predicted model, not a curated record